AUUGUUUUAUCUUUCUUCAUCUGCCUGGUUUUGUGUGUAUACCCUGCUAGCAGAUGGGUUUCUGGGGUGUAAAUCUGUGUUUUCUUCCAGUUAUCAUAUAUUAUUCAGCGUAGCCCUCUUUUUGCUGCUCGCAAAGCAGGUAUGGGUUUUGUGUUGACUGUUGAGUGAAUACCUUGGACCUUUUUAAAGAAAAUUGUAACUCAUUUAUGGAUAGUGGGCUCUAUUGAGUUAGAGUGGAAUGGUGAUUGAAGUAGGAGCAUUAGUUUAAGCUUCACCAGAACAGAGUGUCUAGUUCCACAACCAGACUUGAGUAUGAUCUGAAUGUCUAAAAUAUGCAAUCUAGAGGCCAACAACAAUGGUGACAAUUUAAAGUGAUGGAGACAUUUGAAACUUUCUUUGUAAUCAUGCUUACAAUUUACCUACAAGCUUAUUAUUUUACUAUAUGUAUGCAGUUUUCUAUUUCUAAAGUAAUGUAGGCUCUAAAAUGAUCUUAUUCUUGAAUAAUCAUUUCGCAUAAGUCACCAAUCGUAAUUUCUUAAAUAUUUGGUAGUUACUGUGCCGGAUGAAUCUACCAAAAAUGGUUUUGGUACUUAAACUUAGAAAAUUAUGUGGCAUAAAAUCUUAAACUCAUUCUGGAAUGAGUGCGAGCAGGUUAAUAUUUCCCUAUGGCCACGGUUUAAGAUGGUGUUUGACAUGCACGUGAACAGCCUACGAAAUGCUAAUAUCCGGAGUUUAUGGGAAGAUGAUGUGCAUCCACAUUAUGUUAUGAGACGCUAUGCGGAAUUUACGGCUUCACUAAUUCAACUUAAUGUGGAUUAUGGAGAUGGUCAGCUACAACUCAACUUGGAAAGACUGCGAAUGUCAGUGGACGAUUUGCUUGUCAAGCUUGCCAAAUUGUUCCAGAAACCAAAGUCUCAGACUGUUUUUGAUAAAUAACUACGACAUGACAAUUGCUGUACUGAAGGAAGCUGGUCCUGAUGGUGGAAAAAUUCAAAUGCACUUUGAAGAGUUUCUGAAGAGCAAUACGGCCAUUUAUGUGGAGGAACUACUUGCAGAACACUUCCAUGACCUAAUCAAGUUUGUAAAGACAAGAGCUUCUGAGGACCCAUGUUCUGGGUCAGAGCGGCCAAUAACUGUGAGUGAAGUUGAAAGUAUCGUGAAGGACUUCGGCAGCAGAUGGAAAGCUGCAAUAGAGUUGAUGCAUAAUGAUGUCAGUACUUCCUUUAGCAACUUUUUGUGCGGUAUGGAAAUUCUGAGAGCUGCUUUGACUCAAUUGCUGCUUUACUACACCAGGCUUUCAGAUUGCAUGAAGAAAAUUGCUGGUGGGUCUGCGUUGAACAAGGAUUUGGUUUCCAUAUCUUCAAUAAUGUAUGAAAUUAGGAAAUACUCGAGAACAUUUUAAUGUUUCACUUCCUUUAUCUUGAGAUGCUCGUUUCUGAUAACUUGUAAGCUGCUGUUUGUGCUACAAUCAAAUUGAUUCAGAAAGUAGAUAUUUUAUUUUAUGGCAUGUCCUGUAUAGUUGUAUAGAGAGCAAAUGAAUGAGUACUUUUCAUUUUCUUAUA
Molecule: messenger RNA, 1562 nt
Organism: Salvia miltiorrhiza (redroot sage)
Lineage: Eukaryota; Viridiplantae; Streptophyta; Magnoliopsida; Lamiales; Lamiaceae
Product: vacuolar protein sorting-associated protein 52 A-like
Exons: 5
Coding region: 809-1402 (197 amino acids)
Biological process (GO): retrograde transport, endosome to Golgi; Golgi to vacuole transport; endocytic recycling
Cellular component (GO): GARP complex
Molecular function (GO): syntaxin binding
Source: RefSeq, a predicted model, not a curated record